Nematocida homosporus is the source of this 723-nucleotide messenger RNA. Its product is annotated as cyclin H. The transcript has a single exon. Lineage: Eukaryota; Fungi; Microsporidia. The record is from RefSeq and is a predicted model, not a curated record. The coding region runs from base 1 to 723 and encodes 240 amino acids.
AUGCCGGACUCUGUACUUAACGAUAUAACCAAAGAAGAGGAAGAUACUAUCUUAUUUUACUAUCAAGUGAAAAUGCUUGACUUAUGUGAAUUCUUAAAAACACCAAUUCAGGUCCAAAGUACAUCUAUAACUUACUUUAAAGUGCUUUUUACUAAGAAACGAGUCUUUCACUAUGAUAUGCGCAAUCUUAUUGUUGCUUGUGUCUUUCUUGCCAUGAAAGUCGAGAAUAUUUAUGUAACUGCUGAAUGUAUAAAAAGUAGAUUAGGGUUUGUGAAAGUUUCCCUACUAGUUCAAUAUGAAGUAGACAUCUGUAAUGCUCUUAAGUUCAAUUUUCAUGUAUCUUCUCCCUAUCUUAGAUUGUUAGGUUUGUUUUUACUUCUCAAAAACAAAGAACGUAUCUAUGCCGAGUUAGAUGGACCUGUUCCUACUCAGCAAAUAGAAGAGAUUGAUCGUAUGCUUAAUUGGGAGAAGUCCAUUGAGAAUCUCAAAAACAUCAUGUUAGCCGAUGACUAUUUGCAACUCAAUCCUAAUGAAGUAGCCCUGGCCUCUCUAGCCGUACGUCCAUCGGAGUUACAAGGUUUCUUUAUGCCGGAUACUUUAGAGGCCGUCAAGAAGAUCAAAAUGCACACAAUUCGUCGAGAAGCACCCAAUCAGGAGCAGCUGAAAAUGAUCAAUGAAAAGAUUCAAGCCAUCCAGCGCCAUUACAGCCUAACCCAAUCCUAA